AAAUCAGUGGCCAGUAUGAGGAGCUUCCGUUUCUUGGCCUUCGUCGCCGUCGCGCUGGUGGCGGUGUCGGCGCCAUUGGCGUCGGCGAAGCUGAGGCAGAACUACUACGCCAACGUCUGCCCGAACCUGGAGAACAUCGUCCGCGGCUCCGUCCAGAGGUCGAUGCAGCAGUCGCCGAUCUCGGCGCCGGCGACGCUGAGGCUCUUCUUCCACGACUGCGCCGUCCAAGGGUGCGACGCGUCGAUCCUGAUCAUAAAACCCAACGGCGACGACGAGUGGCACAACACCGACAACCAGUCGCUGAAGCCGGAGGGGUUCCUGACGGUGAUGGCCGCCAAGGCGGCGGUCGACAGCGUCCCCCAGUGCCGGAACAAGGUGUCGUGCGCCGACAUCCUGGCCCUCGCCACUAGGGACUCCGUCUUCCUGAGCGGAGGACCGAACUACGCGGUGGAGCUUGGCAGGUUCGACAGCAGGGUGUCGACCAAGAACAGCGUCAACCUGCCGCACGGAAACUUCAACCUCGACCAGCUCACCGGCUACUUCGGCAGCCUCGGCCUCAGCCGGACCGACAUGAUCGCUCUCUCCGGGGGUCACACCAUCGGCGCGGCGUCGUGCGGCUUCUUCGGGUACAGGCUCGGCGGCGACCCGACCAUGGACCCGAACUUCGCGAACAUGCUGCGCGGCACCUGCCGCGCCAACCCGGCCGGCGGCUUCGCGUUCCUCGACGGCGCGUCGCCGCUGCGGUUCGACAACGCGUUCUACCAGAACCUCCGCACCGGCCGCGGCCUCCUCGGCUCCGACCAGACGCUCUACUCCGACACGAGGUCGCGCGGCCUCGUCGACCUCUACGCCGGCAACCAGGGCGCCUUCUUCAAGGACUUCGUCACCGCCAUGACCAAGCUCGGCAGGGUCGGCGUCAAGUCGGCGGCCAACGGCGAGAUCCGCCGCGACUGCAGGUUCCCCAACUGAGCUCCGGCCACCCGAUCUUGUAACGCGUGACGUGAUCUUCUUCUACCUCGAGGCGGUGCAGCCACUGCAGGAUGCAUGUUCUUCGGGACAAUUGGCGCUGGGGUGACAAUUUCUUUUGGAUUUGGAAAAACAAUA
Molecule: messenger RNA, 1104 nt
Organism: Oryza brachyantha (malo sina)
Lineage: Eukaryota; Viridiplantae; Streptophyta; Magnoliopsida; Poales; Poaceae
Product: peroxidase 45-like
Exons: 3
Coding region: 16-969 (317 amino acids)
Biological process (GO): hydrogen peroxide catabolic process; response to oxidative stress
Molecular function (GO): peroxidase activity; heme binding
Source: RefSeq, a predicted model, not a curated record